GGUAUCCUCGUCAUCUCGGCGCGCAAGGGCGAGUUCGAGACGGGCUUUGAGCGUGGUGGCCAGACGCGCGAGCACGCGAUGCUUGCCAAGACGCUCGGUAUCAACAAGCUCGUCGUCGUCAUCAACAAGAUGGACGAAGCCAAGUGGGGCAAGGAGCGUUUCGACGAGUGCGUCGACAAGCUUCGCCCGUUCCUCCGCAGCUGCGGCUUUGCCGUCAAGCGUGAUGUCGCCUUCAUCCCGAUCUCGGGCCUUUCGGGCGAAAACAUCAAGACCAAGGUCGAGUCGUCGGUCGCGCCGUGGUACGAUGGCAUGUCGCUCAUCGACCACCUCGACACGAUGGCGAUCCUCGGCCGCAACCCGCAGGGCGCGCUCCGUGUCCCUGUCCUCGACCGCUACCAGGAGCGCGGCACCAUCGUGCUCGGCAAGGUCGAGUCGGGCGUCCUCACGACGGGCCAGAAGCUCGUGAUCAAGCCGACCAACACGCGAACGACGGUCGCCCAGGUGUACAUCAACGAAAAGCCCGUGCGCACGGCCAAGCCCGGCGAGAACGUGCUCAUGCGCCUCACGUGCAACCUCGAAGACCUCCAGAAGGGUUUCGUGCUCUGCCCGGCGCCGGCCGAGGACGUCAAGCCUGUCACGAGCUUUGUGGCGCAGAUCGCGUUUGUCGACAACUUGGAGCACCGCCCGCUGCUCACGGCGGGCUACAAGGCCAUUCUGCACAUUCACACGAUCGCCCAAGAGUGCACGAUCUCCAAGCUCCUGCGCCCCGUGGACCCCAAGACGGGCGAGAUCCUCAAGAAGAAGGUCAUGUUUGUCAAGACGGGCCAGAGCGUCGUGUGCCGCAUUGAAGUCGACCAGAGCAUCUGCAUUGAGACGUUCGAGCACAUCCCGCAGCUCGGCCGCUUGACGCUCCGCGACGAAGGCAAGACGAUCGCGAUCGGCAAGGUCAUCAAGCUCGAGCCCAAGGAGUAAAUGACGAGGACGAGGAUGAUGAUAAUGAACAUGACGUACGGUCUA
Messenger RNA from Saprolegnia parasitica CBS 223.65, 1017 nucleotides. RefSeq lists its product as hypothetical. Gene Ontology annotation, biological process: translation. The record is from RefSeq and is a predicted model, not a curated record. NCBI's taxonomy places the organism in Eukaryota, Oomycota, Saprolegniomycetes, Saprolegniales, Saprolegniaceae. Bases 79 to 972 code for a protein of 297 amino acids. Gene Ontology annotation, cellular component: translation release factor complex. Gene Ontology annotation, molecular function: GTPase activity; translation release factor activity; GTP binding. The transcript is spliced from 4 exons.